Messenger RNA from Aureobasidium melanogenum CBS 110374, 1974 nucleotides. Its product is annotated as aorsin. Gene Ontology annotation, molecular function: serine-type endopeptidase activity; tripeptidyl-peptidase activity. The record is from RefSeq and is a predicted model, not a curated record. Bases 1 to 1974 code for a protein of 657 amino acids. The transcript is spliced from 3 exons. Gene Ontology annotation, biological process: proteolysis. NCBI's taxonomy places the organism in Eukaryota, Fungi, Ascomycota, Dothideomycetes, Dothideales, Saccotheciaceae.
AUGCGUGUCUCUUCGUCGGCCUUCUUGGCCACUCUGCUGGCUGUGGCUGCUGCUAAGCCUGUCCCCGAGACUCAUGUUGUCCACGAGAAGCGUGAAAUUGCCCACCGCUUUACCACUUCCAAGUGGGUGAAGAGAGAUAGAAUUGAAAAGGAUACUGUCUUGCCUGUUCGCGUUGGUUUGAAGCAAGAGAACUUGCACAAUGGCGCCCAAUAUCUUAUGGAUGUUUCACACCCCGGAUCUCCCAACUUUGGCAAACACUGGACAUCCGACGAGGUCAUCGCCAAAUUUGCGCCUUCCAACGAGACAUUGACUGCUGUUCGCGACUGGCUCGUGAAGAAUGGCAUCUCUGAUCGCAGAAUCACCCAUUCGGACAACAAGGCCUGGUUUGCUUUCGAUGCCACUACCCAGGAAAUCGAAGAUCUGCUACACACCCAAUACCAUGAGUUUGAGCACAGCUCCACUGGCAACUAUGUUGCAGCAUGUGAUGAGUAUCACGUCCCUAAGCAUAUUCAAAAGCACAUCGACUUCAUCUCGCCAGGUGUCAAGGGUGCCAACCUUCGCAAGCGUGGCGCAAAGAAAGCAAAGAGAACACUCAGAGGAUCUCCGGCUCGCAAGCAGGCACCUUUCAUGCCCAAGAACAUCUCUUCUCUCAGCACUUGUGAUCAGGUCGUGACACCGGCAUGUAUCCAGGCACUGUACCAGAUCGCUCCCAAUGAUCCAUAUGCCAGAGUCAGCCUGAACAACUCGCUUGGUAUCUUCGAGGAGGGCGAUUACUACGCCCAGCAGGAUCUGAAUCGUUUCUUCGGAAACUUCACACCUUACAUUCCUAAUGGCACUCAUCCUAUUCCCAACUUUAUCGACGGAGCAAAGGCCCCCGUCAGCUUGCAGCUCGCUGGUGGUGAGAGUGACUUGGACUUCCAACUUGCUUAUCCUCUCGUCUACCCUCAGACCACUACUUUGUACCAAACUGAUGACAUCUACUACGCAUUCGGCAACGACCCCAACGCUACCGGCCUUUUCAACACCUUCUUUGACGCCAUUGACGGUUCGUACUGCACGUACUCUGCUUACGGCGAGACUGGCGACGAUCCGGUUCUCGACCCCAAGUAUCCCGACACUGCUGCAAGCAAUGGAUACAAGGGAUCACUUCAGUGCGGUGUUUACAAGCCUACUAAUGUCAUCUCUAUCUCUUACGGAGAACAAGAACAAGACCUGCCUGCUUAUUAUCAGGAGCGUCAAUGCAACGAGUUGCUCAAGCUUGGCCUCCAGGGUGUUUCUGUCAUCGUUGCUUCUGGCGAUACUGGUGUUGGUGGUAUCAGAGGGGAUGGUUCGGCGAACGGCUGCCUGGGAUCUAACGCUACUGUUUUCUCGCCCACUUAUCCCAACUCAUGCCCCUGGCUCACCAACGUUGGUGGCACCAAAAUUUACCCCGGUCACACGGUCUACGAGCCCGAGUCUGCAGUCAACGACCCCGAGUCUGGCUACUCGUCCGGUGGUGGUUUCUCCAAUCUCUUCGACAUUCCCGACUACCAGGCUUCUGCUAUCAAAACUUACUUCGAGGAGCACAACCCACCAUACAAGUACUACACGAAUGGCCAGUACAACAGCUCAGGUGGUGGUGUUUACAACCGCAACGGACGCGGUAUCCCCGAUGUCGCUGCCAAUGGCGACAACUUCGGUAUCUUCAAUGCCGGAAAAUUCAUUCUUGAGGGCGGUACUUCUGGCUCUGCACCUAUCUUUGCUUCGAUCAUCAACCGCAUUGUCGAAGAACGUAUUGCAGCAGGCAAGGGACCUGUUGGUUUCGUUAACCCUACUCUCUACACACAUCCUGAGGUUCUCAAUGACAUUGUCAACGGCACAAACCCUGGCUGUGGUACUCAGGGCUUGUCGGCAGUCAAGGGCUGGGACCCUGUUACUGGACUCGGAACACCUUCGUACCCUAAGAUGCUGAGUCUCUUCAUGGGACUGCCUUAG